AUGGACCCACGCGACCCAAUCGUCACGCUGAACGUCAAAAAUUCCGCUGGUGGCACUGACGGACUUUACGUUCACCAAGGUGUCCUUUGCAAGAGCUCAAAAUUCUUUCAAACCGCCAUGAAAAAAGAGUGGGCUGGCUUGAAAGACGAACCCCAUGUCAUCGAUCUUCCUGAGGAUUGCACGGAAACGGUCAAGAUGUACAUCGAGUGGCUGUACACGGGUAAAAUUUCAAGCAAGCUAUGCAUGACAAUGGAAGAAUGCAAUUUUGAUGAUAAAAAUUUCUCCAGAGAAGCGGAGAAAAACUUCAUUGUGCUUGCAAAAGCACACAUCUACGGAAAAAAGAUCAUCGAUUCAGUUUUCACCCGACAGAUGUUUAACGAGAUGCGAGAGACCCUAUUUUGCUAUAUGCGCUGGCCUACAGCAGAUUCUCUACUUCGGCGCAUUAUUGCUUCAAAACUUGCAUAUCACCUGGAGGAGAAGGACGAACUGGAUGCUGGCCUUCUCGAUGUUCUUGAUAAAUAUCCUCAUCAAGCUCUGGUAGAUACAUUGAAAGCCAUUGCUAGACCGUGCCGGCAGCCAUGA
Molecule: messenger RNA, 582 nt
Organism: Bipolaris oryzae ATCC 44560
Lineage: Eukaryota; Fungi; Ascomycota; Dothideomycetes; Pleosporales; Pleosporaceae
Exons: 3
Coding region: 1-582 (193 amino acids)
Molecular function (GO): protein binding
Source: RefSeq, a predicted model, not a curated record